UACCGAGGCCCUCGGAAGUCACCUAGACCCCAGGCCACUGCUGUCAGCCGUUCCCGGCAGCCACCGCUCCCCUUCGGUAGCGACUUCAGCACAGAAUAACCAGCGAGUGCCUGAGUAAGGAGCCAAAAGCCCGCAUCGCUUCCCGAGGUCGGAGCUUGCUCCGAGGGCUAUAACCUCGAGAGGCGAAAGCACCUGCUGUUUAGACGUCCAGUGUAAAAGAGAUCAUGAUGGCCCAAAGGAUUUUUAGAAUACGUUUGCUGUUCUGCUUUCUGGCCGCAUUCUUCAUCUCUGCCCUAGCUGAGGAACACGUAGGAGAGAGUCAACAUGCAAAUAUUCGCCUUGAUAAGAACUUGGUACAAGAUAAAGACCACAUCAUGGAACAUUUGGAAGGUGUUAUUGAGAAACCAGAAUCUGAGAUGUCUCCACAAGAGUUGCAGCUUCAUUACUUCAAAAUGCACGAUUAUGAUGGCAAUAAUUUGUUAGAUGGGUUAGAGCUUGCUACUGCUAUAUCGCAUGUCCACAAAGAGGAAGGUGGUGAGCAUACCCAGGCAAUGAAAGAAGAAGAGCUGAUUAGUCUAAUAGAUGAUGUCUUAAGAGAUGAUGAUAAGAACAAUGACGGAUACAUUGACUAUGCAGAAUUUGCAAAAUCACUGGAAUAAGGUUUUUCAGGGGGCUUGUUUCUCCUUCUAACUACAUGGAAAUGUGAACCAGUAUAAUGUGAUUCAUUACUGUCUUGUAUCAACCUCUGUGCUGUGAGAAGGAGAGGUGUACCAGUUCCAUCUGAAUUUAUUUGAAAGUUGUAUGUGUUAAGAGACUGGCUAACUCAGAGCGAGAGCCGUGUUUGACUAAACAUAGCUACACAUUUGAAUCUUGAAGCAUGGAAGCGUCAACAGUACUCACAUAGGGUACAGCUGGCAAACUUUUAAGUAGCUACGUAUGAAUACUAAAUAGAUCAUAUACAAUCUAAAUUUCAGUUUUUCUGUCAUUGGGUUAUACAGUACUUGUUUGCUUACAUCUUCUAUUUAAACUUAUAAAAUACCUAGAAAGCAAGAAAAGAUUAUUGCAUAUAGUUGUAUUUCAAGGAUAAAUGUCCUUACCUUCCCACUAAUUGCAAAGGAAACUUGCAUAUAAGUACAGGUGCUUGAAACAGCAAUUGUAGAGGAAGAGCAUUUGAAUGUGGUUUAUGUUUGAGGUCCACAUGAUACCAUAUGGACUUUAACACAGUCUUUGAAGAAAUUGAGUAUUUUUAAAUAUGUACUACCUAGCAUACCCUUACAUUUUACACAUAAAUAUAUAUACAUGUGUUUUUCAAUUUCUUCUUGUCCUUCACAGAUUUACUUUUUAUACCUUAAUUUACUGAUUUUCUUCUCUACCUUCCCUGGUGUUUUCUUAAGAAAAUGGAAGUAUUUUUAUUACACUUAUGUUGUAUUAAUGCUGUAUACCAUUUACUAGAGUAGCUUCUGCUAUCUCGUUUUGAAGGUCACGUUAACAGUAAACCAGUUUAAUAUAAAAGCUUCUGUUCAAUUUGGUUUUUACGGUAUUCGCCAGUAGGAUAAUUUAAGUGAGCAAGUAAUGCUGCCUUGUUAAGGUUUAAGUUCAUAUUCCUUGACACUUAAAUUACAGUAUUACGUUCAGGAGGUAUUUCAUAACUAACAGUUUCAAGAUACUUGAGUGUUUGCAAAUUAACAUGGUUCUAGGAAUGUUUUCACUGUCUUGGCUCAAUACUUGAUAAGUCAAGCAGUUUAAGGAUAUUGGAGAAGUGAUGUAUUGCUGUGUUAUUGAUAUUUGGUGACUCUAAAACAUAACUGAAAUCUUAAAUUGCGUUCAAUCAUUGUCCAUUAAUAGAGAGUCUAAAUUUAGUGAAUUUCUGUAAAAUGUAUAAAGAGGUAUUUUCUGUACAAAAUUAUUCUUAUACAAGAGAAACACAUUUGUAAAAGAAAUUAUUUCCUCUGUUUAAAUGUUUGUGCAACGAA
Molecule: messenger RNA, 1973 nt
Organism: Gymnogyps californianus (California condor)
Lineage: Eukaryota; Metazoa; Chordata; Aves; Accipitriformes; Cathartidae
Gene: MCFD2
Product: multiple coagulation factor deficiency 2, ER cargo receptor complex subunit
Exons: 4
Coding region: 225-659 (144 amino acids)
Molecular function (GO): calcium ion binding
Source: RefSeq, a predicted model, not a curated record